CCGUACGUAAUAAAGAAGAAGUACGUACUACGUACGACCAGCUGCUUGGUGCUGGCAGGAAGGUGUAUAUCAGUUGUUUUUCUCAUUCGCUGGGCGGCUGUGAAUAGUGAUAACGUUGUUUAUAUAUUACGUACUGGUACCUACUGUGUUAAUUUUCAUUUAAAAAAUCGCUCUUUGUUCAAUGUUCAGAUUUUUUCUUUUAAUUUAUCUAUAAUUUGGUGUUAAUGUGCGGGUUAAAUUAUUAAAAUCAAUUAACAAUUAGAUAAUCAUGUUGUCGGACGACUACAAGAACGACACGGUCAAGUUACCGAAUUCGAAGCUACGUCUACGAACAAAGUUUCUAAAGCAAUCGGAAAUCCUGCCUAAGCAUUACGAUAAGGAUAAAAUCCACUCAAACACACAGUACCCGAUACCACUCAGUCAUUUCGUGACUCAUUUAUGUUUCAUGAUCGUAGUUUAUGUGAUUAUUGUUUACAUGGAGAAAAGAUUACCGACUCCGUUGACGCUAAAAGACGAAUCCACCAAUCCAGAUCGUUUUAUAGCCGAAAGAUCUCGGAAUUAUUUACUGAAUUUAACGAAACUCGGCCCUAGGCCUGUGGGUAGUUUCGAGAACGAAGUCUUGGCCAUAAAUUUUUUCGUCAAAGAAAUCAACAAUAUUAUAAACAACGCGAAUAAAGCGCAUCGAAUAACGUACGAUUUGCAAAAAGUCAGCGGAUCUUUUCCGUUGACUUUUCUAGACGGAAUGACCAAUAUUUAUAAGGAUGUGCAAAACGUUAUCGUGAAAAUCGGACCCAUCAAGGAAUCCGCUCAUAGUCUUCUGGUUAAUUGUCAUUUUGAUACCGUUGUCGAUAGCCCAGAAAUUUUUCCAGGUGGAAGUGACGAUGGAGCAAGUUGCGCCGUUAUGUUGGAAAUAUUGCGAAUUAUUUCUAAAAUGAAUACUCCCUUGAAACACAAUAUUAUCUUUUUAUUCAACGGAGCCGAAGAAAACUACAUGCAAGCUUCGCACGGAUUCAUUACUCAGCAUAAAUGGGCCAAAAGUAUCCGAGCAUUUGUGAAUCUAGAAGCUUGCGGAGCUGGAGGUCGUGAAAUUCUAUUCCAAGCUGGACCAGAAAAUCCGUGGCUAAUUCAGGCGUAUUCUGACGUAGCUCCUUAUCCAUUGGCUUCGUCUCUGGCUCAAGAAAUUUUUCAGAGUGGAUUAGUACCCGGCGAUACCGAUUAUCGUAUAUUUCGAGAUUUCGGUAAAAUUUCAGGUUUGGAUUUCGCUUGGUCGUCAAAUGGAUACGUGUAUCAUACGAAAUUAGACGACGUACAUCAAAUUCCACUCGGAACCUUACAACGAACCGGAGACAAUAUGUUACCGUUGAUUUUAAGAAUAGCUAACUCCGAGCAUAUCUCAAAUAUACAAGAGUACCAGCACGGAAAUUUAGUAUUUUUCGACUUCUUAGGCACGUUUAUCGUAUCUGGAAAGGAAUUAAUUGCUACGGUGAUUAACGCGCUGGUAGCAGCUGCUUCGUUUUAUUCCAUAUGGUACAAUAUGAAACACUCGCAAGGUGUACCAAGAAAAGUAUACACUAAAGGAUUGACGUGGGGUGUCUGUAGUAUUUUAUUUUCUUGGAUAAUUACUCUGGUUUCUGUGAUGGUAAUCGCUUUUUUGAUUACGUUAUUGAAUCGACCGCUUAGCUGGUACGCUCGACCGCAAUGGAUAUUCUUUUUGUACAUUAUUCCUACCUUCAUUAUACCGGUUUUCAUCUCGUGGAGGUUUCAGAGGAAAUUUAAAUAUGUUUUUCCAUCGUCCAUGACGUUAUUUCAAGUUUACAACGACAGUAAUCUGUUGAUUUUCACAACCAUAUCGGUGUGUUUAACAUUAGCUCGAAUUCGGUCCAAUUUCAUCGUAUCGAUUUGGUUGGGAUUUUCAUUUUUGACUUGGGUUUUAAGAAAUAAACUAUCCAUGUUUUAUACAGAUCAUAAACAACUUUGGCUACAAACAUUUUGCAUGCUAAUACCAUUCAUUCUAAGUAGUUACAUUAUUAACGGAGUAGAAAUUUUUAUUGUACCGAUAAUGGGUCGAAGUGGUUCAGGCAAUCAUGCUGAGCUCGUGCUUUCAUUCAUUAUGUCCGUCAUGCUAGUUCUAAUGUUUAGUUUUUACGUUCCUAUUACCUUACUCGUUAAUAACUUGAAAACAGUUGUUAAAGCUCUAGCCGGUAUAUUCUUAGCUGCUGUUUUAGUUCUAUUAUUUACGCCGCUCGGAUUCCCAUACUCGGGAGAUUUAUUAGCACCUGCGCCACAACGUUAUAUGAUCUCUCACGUCGAACGAACGUUUUACGAUAUCGAAGGCAAAGUACGUAAGAAUGAUAGCGGAUUGUGGAUUUGUAAUAUGGAUGUGAAUAGCCCCAGAAUGGUCAGCGGUCUGAUUCCGGAUAUGUCCAAAGCUAAGCUUAUUGAAAAAGAUUGCGAAGAGGAGUUAUACUGCGGACUUCCUUAUAUUGUUCCCGUGAUGACAAUUAUGUGGGAGACGCAUUGGAUUCCAGCUCCUCGUCCUAUUCUACCCUCUAAUAUCGAAUUAGCUUUAACUUAUCGUGAUUAUAGACCUGAUAAUAUACAAAGAUUAUCUUUUCAAGCUAAAGGUCCUGAUCAUAUGACUUUGUUCGUUUCACCGUAUCCUGGAGUGGUAUUAAAGUCGUGGAGUUUGGUGGGUGGACCUCCACUGGAAGGACCGAAAUGGAAAAACAGAUCUACCUAUUACGUUUAUUAUUCUUACGGGUCUGAUCCGCAGCCUUGGAAUUUCUGGCUAGAUUUAGAGGUGGAAAAUGCAAAAAAAGGUGAACCAAUCGUGGAUUUAGGAUUCAGCGGGUACUUUAUACACGGUGCUCAUCAAACUACGCCUCAAUUGAAGAAACUCUUCUCACAAUUCCCUCCGUGGACGGUUACCACAGGUUGGACUUCAACUCUAAAGUCAUAUACGUUUUGAAACCAACGUUUACAUACCUAGAGUAACGCUUAAAGAAAGGUUGUCCUGAAGUCUUUUUACUAAAUGUAAAGUACAGAAAUAUGAAAAUGCAGUUUUUCGAUUUCCAUCGAAAAACAAAUCGUGAAGUCUGCACUGUGAUAUAUAUUUUAAGCACAUUUUUACUCCUUUAAAAAAAUGUUGUGUUUUUGUUCUAUUUUUUUUUUUAACAACUCGAAAACUUGAUUUGUGUUGUAAUACGUAUUAUAGAUGUGUAUGAUAAUUGAUAAACGAGAGGUAAUACAAUUUAUGCAUGUAUUUGAUUUUAUACCUACGCCAUGUGUAACUCAGUGAUAUAAAUAUUUAUAUUUUAAUCAUUAUUAUUACUGUUACGCUGCAAACAGUAUUUUUGUAUUUCUCCAUUUUAUACCUAAAUGUAUAUUUUGUAAAGGUUUUGUUUUUUUUCGUGUGUGUUAAGCCAAAAGGAGUAUAUUGUAGGUAUUUGUUUUUGUUGUUCAUUUUUUUAAAAAUGGUUUUGAAAAUACUUUUUUUUUAUUUUCAUUUUUUUUUUUGCUUAUAAUACCAUUAAUCAAAAAGGGUAAAGCGAUAUUGCAUUUAAUCUGUAUUUUUAAAUAUAAUUCAUAUUCGCGUAGCAAUUUAUAAAAAAACGAAACAUACCUUGUGGCAGUUUUUUUUACGUUUACUUUCAUGGCUAUUCUCAUAAAUUAUGAUUUCGCCUACCAUUCUAUUCUAUGUACCAAAAUAAGCCAAUGAAUUAUAAUUAAUUUAUGUUAUGAUCUCUUAUGAAAUGUAUUCUAGUUUAGUCUAGUAUUUCUUCCGCAUGAUGUUGUCAUAAGGCAAUAUGUUAUUUUCAUAAUAUAUCAUUAAUAGUUGUUGA
Molecule: messenger RNA, 3842 nt
Organism: Planococcus citri (citrus mealybug)
Lineage: Eukaryota; Metazoa; Arthropoda; Insecta; Hemiptera; Pseudococcidae
Product: endoplasmic reticulum metallopeptidase 1-like
Exons: 13
Coding region: 269-2968 (899 amino acids)
Biological process (GO): proteolysis
Molecular function (GO): metalloexopeptidase activity
Source: RefSeq, a predicted model, not a curated record